Messenger RNA from Gossypium raimondii (Peruvian cotton), 4486 nucleotides. RefSeq lists its product as uncharacterized. The transcript is spliced from 7 exons. Gene Ontology annotation, molecular function: fatty acyl-CoA hydrolase activity. The record is from RefSeq and is a predicted model, not a curated record. NCBI's taxonomy places the organism in Eukaryota, Viridiplantae, Streptophyta, Magnoliopsida, Malvales, Malvaceae. The coding region runs from base 207 to 683 and encodes 158 amino acids.
CAACCUAACUUCUUGUACACAGGUUCGCCGACUACUUUGACCGUAUGGAAGAAGUUUGCCAUGGCUUUGGGUUUUGGUAAAGCUAAUAUAAAUAGAUAAAUUUAUUUAUUCAUUUCCCAAUUCCCACAUAAACGUGAGCGGAUAGUGGUGUGCGUACAGUUUUUUACUUCUGCAAUUGCGAGAAGAAACGAGCCGGUCAAAAUCCAAUGGAUUUGGAAACGGUGAAGAAAUACUUGGAGAAAGGAGUUGGGGCUGACGGCGAUGACAAGAACGCCUCAACCAUCAAUGGUAUGCCUUCUAGAUUCUUCGAAAACUUCAUCAUGCAAGGUCUCCAUGUUGACCAAAUCGAAAAGGGUCGAGUUCUUUGCUCCAUGAAAGUCCCUCCUCGUUUGCUGAACGCUGGUAAUUUCUUGCACGGUGGAGCUACUGCAUCACUGGUGGAUUUGGUUGGAUCAGCGGUUAUUUACUCCUACGGAGCUAGUACCAGUGGAGUUUCUGUCGAAAUCAGUAUCACUUACUUGGAUGCUGCUUAUGUUGGCGAGGAAAUCGAGAUAGAGGCUAAGGCAUUGCGUGUUGGGAAGACUGUUGCCGUUGUCACGGUUGAGUUUCGGAAGAAAAAAACUGGGAAAAUCAUUGCGCAGGGGCGUCACACUAAGUACCUCACCGUCCAGAGUAAAAUGUAAAUGAUAUUUCUAUCUGAACUGUCUUCAUACGCAAUUCCUUAGGUUAGCAUAAAUAUUUACACACUCACCACUUUCUUUUUAAUAAGUAAAUUUCAUUUGAAAUUUCUUGCCUGCUCUUCAUCUGCAGUGACUUGUAAAAGUAUUUGGUUGUGUAAAACUGUGUGUUAGCAUUAUAUCUAGAACUUGAUCCAGCUCCAAAGGACUUUGACAUCUUCCCUGGUUGAUAGUAUAUUUAAAUUCUCUUUAUAGUCUAACUUCGGGUAUUUAGCAGAUAGGAAUAACCGGUGGAUAAUGCUAUUCAGUUCAUAUUCAAUUAACUUAAUGUGGAUUUGAAUUUUAAAACAAGUAUGCAGACUUAAAUUUUAAUUUUAUGAAUAUUACAGGUAUUCAUUUCUUAUUAAAUAUUGUUCACAUGCAACAUAAUGUCAAUAAAGAUUUUGUGGCAUCAGCACCAAAUAUUCAUAAUUGAGAUUUUCCUUAAAUUGCAGUUCAACAUAUUUAAUUUUAAAAAGGCUUAAUUCACCAAUUGCACCCUAGAUCAUAUCUCUUUUCUAAUUUGGUAUCUAUACUAAUUUUUUUGGUCUAAAAUAUAUCUCACUCUAUUUAUUUAUAUUUCAGUUUUGACUUUGAGACCCUAUAAUCUAUUCUUUAAAAUCGUGUAUUUUCUCAAAUCUGAAAUUCUUUCCCACUGUUUUCCAAAACGUAAAAAUUGGGUCACCAAAGUACUGUGUAACAUUGAAAUUGUUCACUUAAAAUUUAUUAAGCAUCUAAAAGUGGUAAAAGCUAUCAUAAAAGUCUUUUUACUAAAAGUAAUAUUGUAUUUUGUCCUAUUUACUCAAAAAAUGAGCAAACUAGUCCUUAUAAGUUAGAUCAAAGAGUAAAUUAGUCCUUUCUAUAAAAAAAUUUAUCCAUUUUUACUGUUAAAAACUAGCGUUACUGACAGAAUAAUCAAACAGUUACAUGUGGCAUGACAUGCAAUGACCAAUUUUUAAGAGAAUGAUCAGUUUACUCUUUUGAUUUGAUGUACAUGAACAAAUUUAACUAUUUUCUAAAUUAAGAGAAUAAAAUACAAUCUAACUCUUAAUACGAGAACCUUUAUAAUACUUUUGUCUCUAAACAUUAUCCAUUUAAAACUUAAAAAAAUGUCCAACUUACCUUUACAGCUUGUUUGGUUUGGUGUAUUAGCUAAGCCAAUACACCCCUAAUCGGUGGGUCCCACCUAAUACCUCUCUAACACGUCGUUUAGUUUGAUGUAUUGGUAAUACGCAUCUAAUCCAUUACCUUCUUAAUCGGUGAAAACCACCGAUUUCUAUUCCCCCCUCUUUGCCCAGAUUAGCUACCGAUUGAGCAUCACCUCCCUGAUUUGCCCUCCCCCCAUCCCCUUGUUUCUCUUCUGUUCCUUCAUCCGAUUUCCUUCCUUAUUUCUUUGCUUUUGUUUUCUGCCGAUUUCCUCCCAGUCCAUUAUGCCUCUUUGCUGCCGAUUUGUUCCCUCCGUUUCCUUUCUUUUCUUUUUCGCUCUGCCACUCUUUCGAUUGCCUUCUCAACCAGUCGACCUUCUUCUUCUCAACCAGUGAAACCAAAAAAGCCGACGAUAUCCCCACUGUCACCGUAGCCAUCGCUGGUUCCAUCGUCGACAACGCUCAGUCUCUCGAGCUCGCCACUCGAUUGGCGAGUUAAAUUGCUCAUGCUGCUACUAUUUUUCGGAUCAAUGAGUUUUUUUUAACCUAAUUUCUUAUUUGUUUAAUGGUCUAAUUAUUGUUUUAGGCCAUCUAUUAUGCUGAAAUUUGGGAUGUUGCCUCCACUUGAUGCUUCACAUCAUCUGCGUAAGCAUGAGUGGGCUCCCUACCGGGAAGCCCUGUAUAUGGUUGCUGUAGAAAGACAAAGACAGAACAGAGAUCAAAUGAUGGCAGAAAGUUUAAAGGCCAUGGAAUCAGAAGGUAGUGGUGAGCGAGUUUGAGCAUUGACAUGUUUAAAUGUUCAUAGGUUACUUAUAACAAACUUGCUAAUGAGCUUCCCCAACACUUCCUUGUGUUCUUACCUUUUGUGUGGAAGUCUUGUGAUGUGUGGGUUGCAAAGAUUUUUUUUCACCUAUGGUAAAUGGUAAUAAUUUGUUUGUUGUUGAGUUUCGAUGGAUGAAUAUCUAAGACUGAUGAUGAAUGUUCCGCUUUGAGAACGAAAAAUAAAUGAUCAUCCGCCCCCUUUGUUGGGCUAUCGAUCUUUUGCAUCUUGGUAUUGCAUAGAAUUGUUAGAAACUCUCAAAGAAUACAAACUCGUAAUGUGGCAAUGAAAAUAAAAACCAGUAUCUUUUGAGAUGAUCCUAUCUCAAUGUCUGUAUUCAUUUGAGCUCGUUCUUAGCCACAGCCUCAAACCAUUAGUAAAUGCCAGAACUGUGUCCUGCAGUCCCCCAUGGAUGAAGUUGUCUUCCUCCUAGGAGAGUUUAAUAUAUUUACUAUUUACCAUUUUCAUAUGUUUGGAAUGUAAGAAAAUACAAUGCAAGCUCAUGCAAAUAUAAUAUUUAUGCAAUUAACAACCACAAAUUAGGAGAAUCAAUUGUAAUAAACUUCAUGAAAUCCUUUUCUUUGUUUACAAUUCGUGCUACUACCUACAUGUUAGAAUCUGUGAAUCUGUGAACCUAUGAAUCUCGUUUCUUUGGUGAGGAUGAACCAGAGGGGAAUCCAAAGAAAACCGUGAGCUUAUAAGGAAUAUAAUUCAAGCACUUCGCAUAUGAUUUCCUCAUGCAUUCAGUUAUGCAAAGCCCAAAUAUUAUUAAUAUUUCACUUUGUUGUUCUCUUCUCCGUAUACCUGCAGUUAUUAUUAGACAAUUACUGUGCUAUUGUGUCAUUCUCUUAUAACAGACACAGUCACAUAGAUGAUCUUUGUAAGUCAUCCUUCUGAAAUCUAGAGAUAGUCAAAUGGGAAAGAGUCGUAGGCAGUCUAAGAAGAGGUGUACAAAACCGACUCAGAGUUUCAUUAGAAACUGCCAAUGGUGCGUCUGGAUUUAACCUUAGCUACUGGUUGCAACUCUAUGUCAUUGAAUGUACUAUUGCGGGGUUCAUGCGUAUCAAUCAAAUGGUGGUAAUCUUCCUCGACUGAUGUUAUUGUGUUUGUAUCUGUCAUUAUGAUUGAGCAUGUUUCUGUGUCUAUGUUACCGUUGCAAUGGGAACUAACCAAAACUUGGAUUAUGGUAAUAAAAUUGUUCUUAUACUAUUUCAUGUUUCAUGUUUCAUUGUCAUGUAAUUGUUUUUCUGAAUUGUUUUUCUGAAUUUAGCUGAUUGCAUUGAUUGUUUUAAUUCAUAGGAUCAGUGAUGGACAUCAUUCAGCUUCAUUGUUUAGUUUCUGGCAUUGGUGCUCAUGACAUAGGCAGAUUGAACUAAGAUCUUGAGGCAGUACUGCAACUUGUCAACAAAUAUGCCUUCUGGUUUUUGGUGCUUUAGAGGAAACAUGUGCUCUUGGCAAUUUAGCCUUCCUGGAGAGAAUUGGCAGAGAUUGCUUUUUCCCUUAACUUGUGGAAUGGACACAUGAAGUUGGAGGUUAUUUUCAAUGGCAACUUUGGACAGUAUUCGUUUUCCUGCUAGAUUGGUGAGCUAUUUUGUUUGAAGUGAAGAAUCGGUUUCAUGGAAGGCCAAUUGGAGUUGAGAGCAGGGUGAAAGAGAUAUUGUAUCGGCUUGAAUUUCUUCUAUUGAAUGCUUGCUUUAUAUUUUUAGUUGAAGUGAGAUAUUGAGGCAGUACUUCCGUUUAAUUCAGAAUUGUUGUAAAUUCAAUCGAGUUCUUGAUGAUAAUUCGAUAUGGUUAUGUUUUUUUUA